This is a messenger RNA of Frankliniella occidentalis (western flower thrips), 465 nucleotides long. RefSeq lists its product as uncharacterized. The record is from RefSeq and is a predicted model, not a curated record. The transcript has a single exon. The coding region runs from base 1 to 465 and encodes 154 amino acids. NCBI's taxonomy places the organism in Eukaryota, Metazoa, Arthropoda, Insecta, Thysanoptera, Thripidae.
AUGCCAACGAGGAUUCUUCUAGGUCUGACUUCCAACGCUGCAUUCAAUGGAGAUUAUAAACUCAAUCCGUUCAAUUUCCAAGAUUUUAACCUCAAUCACUUGCAAUUGAAAAAAGAUGGAGAAAAUGUGCCAUCACAGCCACUGACUCCAGAUUUUUCUAAUGAUCUCUAUGUUGAGGCCUACAAUACGUUGUUCAGUGGUACGGGUAUUCAUUGGAAAGACGACGGGAACAAUAUCAGCUAUGGCGACUAUGCUAAAGGCACGACCCUCUAUGCUUUCGAUCUGACACCCGAUCUCUCAGCUAGUCAGCCACAUUGGAACUUGCAAAGACAUGGUUCCCUGCGCCUUGAUCUCCGGUUCGCUGAACCACUGCCCGUUGCUAUAAAUUGCGUGGUCUACGCAGAAUUUCAGAAUUUGAUUGAAAUCGACAAAGACCGUAACGUCAUUGUAGACUACGACGUCUAA